AUGCAAGCCCCCGCACGCCAAUUCUCCUCAGGAUCGCUUGAUAAUUUCGAGCCGGUGAUGGUGACGCCAGUUAUUGGGAAUGAAUUUGCGAAGGGAACGUGUAAUAUCGUGGAUGAUAUUCUCCGCGCGCCGGAUGCGGAGAGGCGGAUUCGUGAUCUUGCUAUCAUGAGUGACUUGCCCUUACCACCUGAUCAGAAAUUAAGAAAUGGAGCUAAUAGUACCGGUACAGUUGCCGAGCGUGGCGUCGCUUUUUUCCGCGCCCAGGACAACCUGACCAGCGACCUCCAAAAAGAACUCAUCCUGAAGAUGGGCGAACUGACCGGCCGACCCUCAAACCACGGUCUACACAUCCACCCCGUUACGAACGAUGCGCGCGAAUUCGGAGACCCAGACCCCGCAAUCAGCACGAUCAACUCGGAGGGCCGGAAGAAGCUCUACAAGGGAUCGGACUAUACCAAAAUGGCGGCGGUCUGGCACAGCGAUAUCUCCUUCGAGCCUGCACCGGCGGACUUUUCGUCUUUGCGAUUGACGCAGUUGCCCAAGACUGGUGGUGAUACUCUGUGGGCUUCGGGGUAUGAGGUUUAUGAUCGGAUCAGCAAGCCCUACCAGAAGUUCUUGGAGGGACUUACUGCGACGCAUGAUGGGGAGGGAUUUAGGAGGAUGGCGCAGUCGGGCAAAUUUCGGUUGUUUGAGAAGGAGAGGGGCGCGCCGGCUAACGUUGGGGGUGAUUUGUUCGCUGUGCAUCCUGUUGUUCGCACGAAUCCCAUCACCGGCUGGAAAUCUAUCUUCCCUAUCGGCUCAUUUCCCUCCGCCAUCAACGGCCUCAACCGAAGAGAAAGCGCAAAUAUGCUGCAGUGGUUCCAUGAUCUCAUCACAUACGGCCAUGAUCUGCAGGUCCGCUUCAAGUGGAACGAUCCGAAUGACAUCGCUAUCUGGGAUAACCGAAGCGUUUUUCACACGGCUACUGGUGACCAUGAAGGAUUUGGACCGCGCAGUGGCAACCGGGCUGUUGGAGUUGGAGAGGUCCCCUAUUUCGACCCGGAAAGCAAGUCGCGCCUCCACGCGCGCACGGAGCCUGGGAAGAGCACCAGCUCGGAGUGCCCGGCCGGGGCAGGGUUCCGCGAUCCUCAUGGCUAG
Penicillium argentinense is the source of this 1137-nucleotide messenger RNA. Its product is annotated as TauD/TfdA dioxygenase family protein. Gene Ontology annotation, molecular function: 2-oxoglutarate-dependent dioxygenase activity. The transcript has 4 exons. The record is from RefSeq and is a predicted model, not a curated record. Gene Ontology annotation, cellular component: cytoplasm. NCBI's taxonomy places the organism in Eukaryota, Fungi, Ascomycota, Eurotiomycetes, Eurotiales, Aspergillaceae. The coding region runs from base 1 to 1137 and encodes 378 amino acids.